UAGCCCUGCGCCGUCCCGCCCAGUUCCCGGCCUCGGUCCCUGCUGCGCAGCUCUGCGGACCCUCGCAGCUGUCGCCGCCAAAAUGUCUACAGGUGCACCUGCAGGUUCAAGUGCUGCCGCUGGCAGCAGUCGAAGACUUCAACAGACUCAAAAUCAAGUAGAUGAGGUGGUGGACAUAAUGAGAGUCAACGUGGAUAAGGUGUUAGAGAGAGACCAGAAGCUCUCCGAGUUAGAUGACCGUGCAGAUGCACUGCAGGCAGGAGCUUCUCAAUUUGAAACAAGUGCUGCCAAGUUGAAGAGAAAAUAUUGGUGGAAGAAUUGCAAGAUGUGGGCAAUAGGGAUUAGUGUUCUGAUUACUAUCAUCAUCAUCAUCAUCGUGUGGAGUGUCUCUUCAUGAAGAACCAGUGAAACUCAAGCCUGCUGUUCAAGAAACCUCUUCAAGACUUUUGACUUAGAACCUGCUAUAUUAUCAAGCUUACCUACUGUUUUAUCUAAAGUGUUUAUUUUUUUGUUAGUUAAUGUAAAGUUCAAUUUCUAGGAGAUGUGCCUUUGUUUUUUAAUACACACUCCACAUUAGAAGUAAUGGCCAGCCCCAUCCACGUUUUGCACAGUGCCUUUACAGAUUUACAUAUGGGCUGAAGAAGAGGACUUCUUAAGUUCCAGAGUACUAUAAUCUAGAUGUAAUAUUGUCACUAAUUAAAUGCCAUUGAUCCCAGUUAAGAGAAUUUGUGCCAAGUUAGUUAUCCUUGUCAUACGGCAUUGUCUUCGGAACCACAUUUUAAACCCCUGGGUAAUUAGAUUUCCAACUUGUGCCUUCCAGAAAGAACACUACUGCCUAACAGAAAGAACACUACUGCACUACUGCCUAACGCAAAUCUGUGACAGUAACAGGCUGUGCCUUAUUUUGAUAUUUUUCUGAUUCCCUUUAAGAGAAUCCUCUAUGUUUUUGUAAGCACUACUGACUUUUUCGCUAUACUUAAAACAAGAUGCUGGUAAAGAGUUUUUGCUCUUACAUUAAAUAUGAAGAUGUUUA
Messenger RNA from Lemur catta (Ring-tailed lemur), 1033 nucleotides. RefSeq names its product vesicle associated membrane protein 3 (gene VAMP3). Gene Ontology annotation, biological process: vesicle-mediated transport; vesicle fusion; SNARE complex assembly. The transcript is spliced from 5 exons. Lineage: Eukaryota; Metazoa; Chordata; Mammalia; Primates; Lemuridae. Gene Ontology annotation, molecular function: SNAP receptor activity; syntaxin-1 binding. The record is from RefSeq and is a predicted model, not a curated record. The coding region runs from base 83 to 397 and encodes 104 amino acids. Gene Ontology annotation, cellular component: SNARE complex; plasma membrane.